This is a messenger RNA of Zophobas morio, 1546 nucleotides long. RefSeq lists its product as uncharacterized. Gene Ontology annotation, biological process: DNA integration. NCBI's taxonomy places the organism in Eukaryota, Metazoa, Arthropoda, Insecta, Coleoptera, Tenebrionidae. The record is from RefSeq and is a predicted model, not a curated record. Gene Ontology annotation, molecular function: nucleic acid binding. The transcript has a single exon. The coding region runs from base 148 to 1191 and encodes 347 amino acids.
GUGGGGGGUAGACUAAGCAAUGUCAAAACUUUACCAAUUGAUAAAAAAUUUCCCAUCUUGUUGCCCAAACAUUACAUAACCGAAUUAAUAAUACAAGAUAUACACCAAAGCCUACUACAUGCGGGGCAAUUAGGUACUCUUGCGCAAAUGCGCUUAAAAUAUUGGCCGAUUUCUGGCAGGCGUCAAGUUCGCAAGGUAAUUGGUAAAUGCUUAAAAUGUUAUAGGACCAAUCCAAAACCUUACAGUCAAAUUAUGGGAAAUCUUCCCGAAGAGCGGAUAAUGCCCUCACGUCCCUUUUCCAAGGUGGGGGUUGAUUUCGGUGGUCCUUUAUUAAUUAAAGAAGGCCGCGGAAAAGGGAAAAGAACCACUAAGUCCUAUAUUUGCCUUUUUAUUUGUUUAAGUACAAAGGCAGUACAUCUCGAACUGGUAGGCGACCUGACAUCCGACUCAUUUCUUAGUGCCCUGAAACGAUUAAUUUCGCGCCGCGGAAAUAUCUCUUUCGUUCUUAGUGACAAUGCCACUAACUUUGUAGGCGCGAGAAAAGAGCUUCAACAAUUAUUUAAAAACGAGAAUUUUAAAAAUAAACUGGCAAACGAAAAUAUCAUGUGGAAAUUUAUUCCUCCUCGAGCCCCAAACUUUGGUGGUAUCUGGGAGGCUGGUAUUAAAUCAGUGAAAAAUCACAUUAAGCGCGUAAUCGGCGAAAAUCACCUUACGUAUGAGGAGAUGUACACGCUGUUGGUCAGAAUUGAAGCGGUACUAAACUCACGCCCCUUGACGCCAUUAUCGAACGAUCCGAAUGAUCUCUCGGCCCUUACGCCUGGCCAUUUUUUAAUCGGGCAUCCGCUAACCGCCCCCGUAGAAAAGGAUCACACCGCCAUUUCGUCCAAUAGGCUGUCUCGCUGGCAGCUGAUUGAGGCCUGCCGCCAGCAUUUCUGGAGACGUUGGUCAAAGGAGUAUUUGACUACGAUGCAGAGCAGGGCCAAGUGGCAUCACACAUCCGCCAAAGUUCCGGAAGUUGGUACAUUGGUGGUACUAAAGGACGACAAUCUACCGCCGUUACAGUGGCCGCUGGGGCGUAUUACUCAAUUACAUCCUGGAAACGACGGCCUGGUGCGUGUAGUGUCAGUGCGGCAUAAAGGUGGUGUAGUUAAACGUGCAAUUACGAAAGUGUGUGCGUUGCCAAUUGAUUAAUAUUAAUCAAUCCAUGAUCUAUAUUCCAGAAAUCUGGACAUUCCUAUUCAUUUCUACUUGUGUCUAUAAUUUGCUUGCUUUCUUUGCACUUUUGUUUAUCUGUAUGAUCUGUGUAAAAUAUUAUAUGCAUAUAUUCUGUAUUUCGAAACACUUCUAUUGUUUCAAGGUGGGGGGUUAUGUGAGAGCCAAUGACCAGGGGGUGCCUGUUUUUACCCCCUCCGCCUUCACGGGCUUGGUCGGGCCACCACCGGCCUUGAAACGGAGAGUUGAUCUGUAUCCUUCCGAUAAUAAACACCAAAUAUUUAUCUCGCAUUCCGCUGCUCUUAUUUAACAAUCAAACACAACAUACAACUUA